GGGUCGACCGGCAGAUUUCUGUCUGCUAUUCUUUUACAGGAUUUCCGACUACAUCAUUCGACAGUUGUACAGAAAGAACUUGCCUGAGUUGGACGUGCAAAGUUUGCAAGAAAUUUAAUUUAUAAUUAUUAAUUAGACUCUCUGUGCUCGAUUGCAGUUAAGAAACAAAAUGAACAAGCUAAUAUUAUGCGGAUUUUUCCUCUCCAUCUUUGCCAUCUUUGAAAGUUACGCACUCAAAGCAUCAGAUUGUGAAGUUUGCUUUGCUGUGGUUGAAAAAUUUGCAGCGGGAUUGACAUCAGAUGAAAAGAAAGACUCAAAAGUCAUUGAAAACAAAUUCAGAACCUAUUGUAAAACAGCUAAAAAUAAAGAACACAGAUUUUGUUACUAUCUCGGAGGCUUGGAAGAGUCAGCUACUGGAAUCCUAAGUGAAAUGGCCAAACCCCUCUCUUGGUCUACACCUGUUGACAAAGUUUGCGAGAAGCUCAAGAAAAAGGACAACCAGAUUUGUGACUUGAGAUUUGAAAAGAGCAUUGACGUUAAAACCGUUGAUUUGAAAAAACUGAAAGUUCGAGAUUUGAAAAAGAUUUUGAGCGACUGGGAUGAAACCUGUGAAGAUUGUAUCGAGAAAGGAGACUUCAUCAAGAGAAUAGAAGUUCUCAAACCUAAAUACGUCAGGGAAGACUUAUGAAAUUUGACUAGUUAAACAUAUAAAUUAGGUUAAAUUGCUCUUCUAUUGUGUCUACGUUUGUGUCCAGAAAUAAUAUUUCAUUUGUUUUUCAUACACAUGCAAGUGUAACGUU
Messenger RNA from Daphnia pulicaria, 800 nucleotides. RefSeq names its product mesencephalic astrocyte-derived neurotrophic factor homolog (gene Manf). Gene Ontology annotation, cellular component: endoplasmic reticulum. The coding region runs from base 170 to 688 and encodes 172 amino acids. Gene Ontology annotation, biological process: neuron projection development; dopaminergic neuron differentiation. The transcript is spliced from 4 exons. The record is from RefSeq and is a predicted model, not a curated record. Lineage: Eukaryota; Metazoa; Arthropoda; Branchiopoda; Diplostraca; Daphniidae.